AUGUCUGAUGACGUCGAUAACUCGCUCCUCUCCAGGCUUCAAGCCCUCCGCGGUGAGGGCGGUUCGCCCAAAAUCCCAGCAUCAAAUCCGUACGGCACAUCCCCCCUCGCCCAUUUCAAUAGUGUCAAAAUGCGGAUCACUAACGGCCAUAGUAUAAAAUUCGACGUCAUUGAGCGAGCCAAGACGCCAACAAAGGGGGAUAUGCUCGCCGCCCGGCUCAAGAAUCUCCGCAGCCAGGCAGAUGGACCUAUCUCGCCAGCGUCUGCCAAAACCACAGAGCGGACCACAGCACAAACAGCAGAUGCGCCAGGUUCAAAAAAGACCCCAACCAGCGAGGACGAUGUAGACGCCCUCUUUGAAACAGACGACAGGGCACUAGAGGAGAUGCUCGCGGACCUUGACAACCCUGACACCCCCGAACCCGAGUCCAAGGACGAACAUGUUCAAGCCCUCCUGGAGCAAUUAUCAGCCCAAAUACCCAAGGACUCCGACGACAACAAGGCAAAGCAAGCAGCCAACUCGGAUGACUCGGACGGGGAGCAAAUGGCACAAGAGGUGGACGACGUACUUGCCCGUCUCAAAGACGAAAUACAAGUCGAAGCGCAGGACGGCAAACAGCGCCAAGAACCACCACAAGGAGAGACAGACAUUGCACUGCCGUCGGUCCCUGCAAACCCGGACCUCCCGCAAGACACGUCGCCCAAGCCCCGAGGACUAGACGACAUCACCGCACGCAUGGCCGCCCUCCUCGCCCCCACGGCACAAGACGACCUCCCCUCGGUGCCCACGUCAAAACCAUCCAAGCGCGUAAACAGGCUGACGAGCAGGACAAGCUACACAGACGACGACGCCGACUCCUGGUGCACGGUGUGCCUGGAGGACGCCACGCUCCGGUGCCUAGGGUGCGACGGAGACGUCUACUGCGCCCGGUGCUGGAGGGAGAUGCACGUCGGGCCGGCGGCCGCGUGGGACGAACGGAGCCACAAGGCGGUGCAGUUCACGAGGGACGGCGGCAAGGAGGGCAAGAUUGCGCUGGGGGCCUAG
This is a messenger RNA of Metarhizium brunneum ARSEF 3297, 1044 nucleotides long. It is a transcript of the gene Zfyve19, whose product is annotated as Abscission/NoCut checkpoint regulator. NCBI's taxonomy places the organism in Eukaryota, Fungi, Ascomycota, Sordariomycetes, Hypocreales, Clavicipitaceae. The record is from RefSeq and is a predicted model, not a curated record.